Messenger RNA from Lasiosphaeria miniovina, 783 nucleotides. RefSeq lists its product as uncharacterized. Lineage: Eukaryota; Fungi; Ascomycota; Sordariomycetes; Sordariales; Lasiosphaeriaceae. The annotation marks the transcript as partial. The record is from RefSeq and is a predicted model, not a curated record. The transcript is spliced from 2 exons.
UCAAACUCGGCCGACUCGUCUGCCACGGCCGUCAGCACGCAGCCCCUUCUUGCACAAUCACGACAAGACAAUGGCUUCUCCAACCCCGUCUCGCGGCCGAACUCGGACUACUUCAGCGAGAAGAGGCAGCGGCGCAGCAGGCUCGACUCGCGGACGCUGUACAUGAACAUGCUGCUAGCGCUGGAGAAGAUCCCGCGGCUGCACAACAUCCUGGUGUCGUUCUUCACGUGGAUCCUGCUAAUCGGCUUCAUCGUCAUGACGGGCUCGUUCAUGAGCGGGCCGCUAGACCCCAGCGAGGACAGCACGCUGGGGUCGGCGGCCAACGCCUCGACGCUGGUGGUCGGCACCGUGAGCAUGGGCAUGGGCCUGCUGGGCGUGGGCUGGCUGGCCUUCCGCUGGCGCAAGAACUACGUGUGGCUGCUGAAUAAACUGUACCUGCCGCUCGUGCUCAACUCGCUGGCCGGCUUCAUUGCCACGUUUGUCAGCAUCUACGCCCAGCAGAGUGGCGAGUGGCACAUGCAGGCCAUCAUCACCAUCUCCGUCGAGGCCUUCGUGCUCGUAACGUCGAGCGUCCUAUUCUGUGUCUAUAAUUUCUGGUUCUCCGUCCGCGUCGGCGCCAAGAGCAGUAGCAGCAGCAGCAGCAGCGCGAGGUAUCAGGACACUAGCUACUUUUCCACCGGCGACGGCGUCGGCGGCGGCGGCAGUCUCUCUCGCAAAUCGCUCGCUCACAGAGUCUACAGCGUCCGCAAGGCACCGUCGCUGGCUCCCGGGAGCGUAGUCUGA